AUGCACUCCAUGAUGUCUUACUUAUCCUCCAAUUCGUGCAUCACCCCCUCCACAGAUGAACAGCACAAAGUGGUGACUGAAGCCUCCAAUCUUCUAGUCUCCAUGCCCCAAGCAUCGGACGAUCAGAAAAUCGCUACGUUCAAGGACUUCGCACGCACCCCCGUCAUGGCGUCUAUUUUCCUUGCAAUGCCCCCCGGGCUCCGCGCCAAGUACGUCGGUGCGGAACCCGCUGGUGGCGCCACGUUUGCUCCCGCCGGCUACACCUUUGCUCCGGCCGCCGGCGCAUCGGCUCCUCCCGGCUACACCUUUGCUCCGGCCGCCGGCGCAUCGGCUCCUCCCGGCUACACCUUUGCUCUGGCCGCCGGCGCAUCGGCUCCUCCCGGCUACACCUUUGCUCCGGCCGCCGGCGCAUCGGCUCCUCCCGGCCACACCUUUGCUCCGGCCGCCGGCGCAUCGGCUCCUCCCGGCCACACCUUUGCUCCGGCCGCCGGCGCAUCGGCUCCUCCCGGCCACACUUUUGCUCCGGCCGCCGGCGCAUCAGCUCCUGCCGGCCACACCUUUGCUCCGGCAGCCGACGCAUCGGCUGCUCCCGGCUUCAACUCUUAUGAGCGUGUGUGGACCUCAGCGCCUGCCGGCUUCACCUAUGCAGCCGCCGCAUGCACUGAUAAUGCUGGUGGCACCCCAGACCCCUCCAUGGUUGGUAAUGCAUCUGUUGGUGCUGAUGACUCCUUGGGUGGUGGUCCCUCCAUGGGUGCUGGUUCCGCCACACGUCGUGCCUCCUCUGCCGGUCCCGCCAUGGGUGGUAAUGCCUCUGCUCAUACCACUAUGGCUGGUGAUGCCUCUGCUGGUCCUGCCACGGGUGGUAAUGCCUCUCCUCAUACCGCUAUGGGUGGUGAUGCCUCUGCUGGUCCUGCCAUUGGUGGUAGCGCCUAUGCUGGUCCCGCGAUGGGAGGUAUUGCCUCUGCUGGUCCCUCCAUGGCUGGUGAUGCCUCUGCUCAUGGCACCAUUGCUGGUAAUGACGGCGCUCAUGCAACCAUUGCUGGUGAUGCCUCUGCUGGUCCGGCUAUGGGUGGUAAUGCCUCUGCUCAUGCCGACAUGGUUGGUAAUGCCUCUGCUAGUCCCGCCAUGGGAGGUAGUGCCUCUGCUGGUCACGCCUCGGCUGGUAAUGCCUCUGCUCAUGGCACCAUUGGUGGUAAUGCCUUUGCUCAUGCUAAUAUUGCUGGGAAUGCCUCUGCUCAUGCCGCCAUGGGAGGUGAUGCCUCUACUGGUCCCCCCAUGGGAGGUAAUGCCACCCCUGGUCCCGCCAUUGGUGGUACUGUCUCUGCUUGUGCCGCCAUGGGAGGUAUUGCCUCUGCUGGUCCCACCAUUGGAGUGAAUGCCUCUGCUGGUCCCGCCACGGGAGGUAUUUCCUCUGCUGGUGCCGCCAUGAGUAUGUGCAUUCUGUUGGUGCAGGGUCAGGGGCAUUUGGCGGCGGCAGGCCCGCUCAAGGUGGCAGCUACUCUGCCACCACUGGCAGAUACACUUUGGGCGGCGCAAUGUCCCAUACCGCAGUUGAGGUCGCUGCGACAAUCGGUGAUGGCACACUACCUUGGCCCAACUCAACUGCAGGUGCUUUCUCAGCACCCCUUGGAGGGAUAUGGGCACCUGGAGGUGCACCGCGGGCUCAUGUCCCAACACUUCAUCCCGCUCCGGAGUCCACCACACAUGCAGUCUCUGCACCUCCGAUUUUCACUUCGUCUGCACCUAGCGGUGGCAUGA
Closterium sp. NIES-65 is the source of this 1758-nucleotide messenger RNA. NCBI's taxonomy places the organism in Eukaryota, Viridiplantae, Streptophyta, Zygnematophyceae, Desmidiales, Closteriaceae. The record is from the annotation of a GenBank genome assembly.